AUAUUUCCAGCACUUACAUUCGGAAAAGAGGUUGAACUGCUCUGGGUGAGCAAACUUCCAUGUCGGAAGAAUAUCGUGAACACACACUCAUUCGUGACAGCGGCAAAACUGGUCCCUCAUGACGUUUCUGUAUCUUAGCGUGCGCUAUCUUGGAAUAGUAUAUGCUGGCUUGCAGAUUAUCCCGUCUAUUACGACAAUGUCGCUGACCGACGUAGUGAGCUUUGUUGUGGAGGCCACAAUGAACUGGACGACUGUGGUUGUAACUGCAAUGCUGGGCGUCAUUAUGAUCACUCGGUUAUAUGCGAUGUAUCAGCGAUCCAGAACGGUGCUGGUGCUAUCGCAUCUUAUUGUCGGCUUCCUGGUUGCCAACAUUGCCAACGGAGUGAUCACCGGAAUAAUUAUGAGGCGUGUUUCGGGGGAGGAGCUCAUUCUCUCCGGGACCCAUGUGUGCUCUGUCGGCCCGGACGGAGAUGGAGACAUUUCACUUCUGAAUUUCAUGGCGGCAAUGCUCAUUACUGUGUGGGAGGUUCUCGCACUGUGUCUCGCAGUUUGGAUUGCUGUAAAACGCUUCUGUGAACUGUGCCGACAGUCAACAGGACAGAUUAUCGAGGACUGUUUCAUGGUGUUAAUGAAAUCUCACGUGGUUUACUUUGCAAGUUUUGUUGCCGUUUCGUGCUUCCAGCUAGCUUAUUUGUCUCCAGCGAUCUCAGUGAACAUGUAUGCCCUGGAAACUCAGAUCUACCUCGGUGUUCUUCAAAUUUUCUUGGUCGUGCAGAUGUUCGUGUUGGGACCACGCCUGGUCCUUGGCGUUCGAGAAUAUAACGCUAAGCUCGUGGCGGAUUCCCAUGUAGCAACCGCCAUGACUUCGAUCGCUUUCCAGGAGCGUGUGCACGUGUCAACCAGCAGCAGUGUUUAGCACGCGUGGAGAUGCUCAAUGUAAUUUACACUUGUUGCGUGCUCUUCAGGGAGCGAGUUUUUUUGUCUAUGUUCCAUCGUGGUACAUACAUACAUUGUUUGAUCUAAAGAAGCCUUGAAAGAGUAACAGGUCUGGGCAAUAC
Suillus paluster is the source of this 1058-nucleotide messenger RNA. RefSeq lists its product as uncharacterized. The record is from RefSeq and is a predicted model, not a curated record. The transcript has 10 exons. Bases 119 to 916 code for a protein of 265 amino acids. NCBI's taxonomy places the organism in Eukaryota, Fungi, Basidiomycota, Agaricomycetes, Boletales, Suillaceae.